Molecule: messenger RNA, 1115 nt
Organism: Myotis davidii
Lineage: Eukaryota; Metazoa; Chordata; Mammalia; Chiroptera; Vespertilionidae
Gene: SNRPN
Product: small nuclear ribonucleoprotein polypeptide N
Exons: 9
Coding region: 285-1007 (240 amino acids)
Biological process (GO): mRNA splicing, via spliceosome
Cellular component (GO): U5 snRNP; catalytic step 2 spliceosome; U4 snRNP
Molecular function (GO): RNA binding
Source: RefSeq, a predicted model, not a curated record
UCCUUCCAGGCCGAGCUGCGCCAGGCCUUCCUGGCCGAGACGCCCCGGGGCGGCUAGAGCCCCGCCCGCCAGAGCGCAGAGCAGAUUGGAAUUACCUCAAUGCAAAGGGUUUAAUAUGUGCUUUUUAGAAACAGAUGAAGGGGGUUACAGGCGCCCCCUCUGCCGGAGCUCCUGCCAGCUUGCUUGUGCGUAGCAGAGCCCGCGUCACCCCUUUGUCUGUAGCCUCCCCUUAGGUCUCGGAUCCCACACUUUCCUGUGCACGUGGACGUGGUGGCACCGCAGCCAUGACGGUGGGCAAGAGCAGCAAGAUGCUGCAGCACAUCGACUACCGCAUGCGCUGCAUCCUGCAGGACGGCCGCAUCUUCAUCGGCACCUUCAAGGCCUUCGACAAGCACAUGAACCUGAUCCUCUGCGACUGCGACGAGUUCCGCAAGAUCAAGCCAAAGAACGCCAAGCAGCCCGAGCGAGAAGAGAAGCGGGUGCUGGGCCUCGUGCUGCUGCGCGGGGAGAACCUGGUGUCCAUGACUGUGGAGGGCCCUCCCCCUAAAGACACUGGCAUCGCUCGCGUCCCCCUCGCCGGGGCUGCAGGAGGCCCUGGGGUUGGCCGGGCGGCUGGCAGAGGCGUCCCAGCUGGCGUUCCUAUUCCACAGGCUCCUGCGGGACUAGCAGGCCCUGUCCGAGGGGUAGGGGGACCCUCCCAGCAGGUGAUGACUCCACAGGGACGAGGCACCGUUGCGGCUGCCGCGGUGGCAGCCACGGCCAGCAUUGCUGGAGCCCCGACUCAGUACCCCCCGGGGCGGGGGACACCUCCCACCCCUGUGGGCCGGGCCACCCCCCCUCCAGGCAUUAUGGCUCCUCCACCGGGUAUGAGACCACCCAUGGGCCCACCCAUUGGGCUUCCCCCUACUCGAGGGACCCCGAUCGGCAUGCCUCCUCCAGGAAUGAGGCCCCCGCCCCCCGGGAUCAGAGGUCCACCUCCCCCAGGAAUGCGUCCACCAAGACCCUAGGCUACUGUUGUCCUUAGUCUCUCUCUGCACUGUGUCUCGUGAAACUGUAGCGUGUUUGUGAGCUGUCCUGCCGCACUGAUAGUCGCUAAUAAACGAUAGAGCAACACA